AUGCCUCACUCGUACGGUCUGCGCGCCGGCACUCGGUAUGCCUUCGCCCGUGGCUUCAAGGAGGCCGGUAUGAUCCGUCUCUCUACCUACCUGAAGACCUACCGUGUUGGUGAUAUUGUCGACCUCAAGGUCAACGGUGCCGUCCAGAAGGGUAUGCCCCACAAGGUCUACCACGGUAAGACCGGUGUCGUCUACAACGUCACCAAGUCCGCCGUCGGUGUCAUCCUCUACAAGAAGGUCGACAACCGCUACCUCGAGAAGCGUAUCAGCGUCCGCAUUGAGCACGUCCAGCACUCCCGCUCCCGCGAGGACUUCAUCAAGCGUGUCAAGGAGAACGCCAUCAAGAAGCGCGAGGCCAAGGAGAAGGGUGUCCACGUCCACUUGAAGCGUCAGGCCGUUGGCCCCCGUGAGGCCCACUUCGUCAAGCAGGCUGACAACAAGCCCGAGACCGUCGUCCCCAUUGCCUACGAUACCCACAUUUAA
This is a messenger RNA of Penicillium psychrosexuale, 483 nucleotides long. RefSeq names its product 60S ribosomal protein eL21. NCBI's taxonomy places the organism in Eukaryota, Fungi, Ascomycota, Eurotiomycetes, Eurotiales, Aspergillaceae. Gene Ontology annotation, biological process: translation. Gene Ontology annotation, cellular component: cytosolic large ribosomal subunit; ribosome. The transcript has 4 exons. Gene Ontology annotation, molecular function: structural constituent of ribosome. The record is from RefSeq and is a predicted model, not a curated record. The coding region runs from base 1 to 483 and encodes 160 amino acids.